GAUCAAAUAGCAUAGAAAAAUAGAACAUUCUUUUCUCUAUCAGACUAUAUAAAAAGAAAGUUUCUUUAACCUUUCUAUAAGGGAUAAAAAUACCACUGCCACUACUUUUGGUAUGCCCUAAGUAUUAUUUUAGGUGAACAAUUUGAUGUUCAUACGGGUGGUGUUGAUUUAAAAUUUCCUCAUCAUGACAAUGAAAUAGCUCAAGCGGAAGCCCAUUAUAAUCAUGAUCAAUGGAUUAAUUAUUUUUUACAUAGUGGUCAUCUAACAAUAACUGGAUGUAAAAUGUCAAAAUCAUUAAAAAACUUUGUAACAAUUAAUCAAGCAUUGGAAAUAUAUUCUAGUAGACAAAUACGUUUAUUAUUUUUAUUACAUUCAUGGUCAGGUACUCUAGAUUUUAGUGAUUCUGGAAUGGAUCGUGCAUUAAUAUAUGAAAAACUAUUAAAUGAAUUUUUUCUUAAUGUUAAAACUCACAUUCGAAAUAGAAACUUAAAUGAUAUCAAAUCGUAUACAAAGUUUGAUGAAAAUGAUAGACAGUUAAAUGAAGAAUUUUUAAAUUUGAAACGAGAAAUACACUUAGCACUAAGUGAUUCAAUUGAUACGCCAAAAUCUAUGGAUCACAUUCGAGAAUUGAUUCGUCUCACAAACAUUUAUAUGAAUUCAAUGAAAGUAAUUAAUACAUUAUUAAUUAGAAAUAUAGCAUUGUACAUCACAAGAAUGUUAUCUAUAUUCGGUUUGAUAAAUGAAAAUAAUAGUGGUGAUCAAAUUGGAUUUGGCAAGCCUAUACAGAAUAUAAAUGAAAUAACGACGAUUGAUGUUGAACAAAUUGCAAUGCCAUACGUUGAACAAUUUUCACAUUUUCGUGAUUCGGUUAGAAGACAAGCAAUCUUAUCAAAAAAUAAAGAGAUAUUAACAUUAUGUGAUCAUGUGAGAGAUGUUACAUUACCCGAUUUAGGUGUCAGAUUAGAAGAUGGAGGUGAAAAAACGGCGAUCAAGUUUUGUGAUCCAGAAAUAUUACGAAAAGAACGUGAACAAGCAUUAUUAGUUGAAAAAAGUAAGCAAGCAAAGAAAGAACGAAAAUCAUGA
Messenger RNA from Didymodactylos carnosus, 1083 nucleotides. The record is from the annotation of a GenBank genome assembly. Lineage: Eukaryota; Metazoa; Rotifera; Eurotatoria; Philodinida; Philodinidae.